AAGAAUGUGGUAGUGCACGAAAAAUAGAAGACCUUAAUGCUGUCACCUAUCCGCCGCAUAUUAAGCCACCCGAUCCUACACUAAAUCAAGAUGCCCAACCAGGAAAAUACAAAUAUCAACGUUCAUUUUUGAUGCAGUUCAUGACUGUGUGUAAAAAGAAACCGGAAAAUUUAUCCCACUUAGAUGCAAUCGGACAUCAACAAGUCGGUGGACUAACAAUACCAAUGGAAAUGGUUGCUCCUCUUGGGAGAUCCGACAACAGAUUGGUAUCUCAAUCGGUUCCUGGAGAGGUUCCCAAAGCUGGCGAUCACAUUAUUGAGUUGGCGAAUAAAUCAAAAGAAGAAUGUAGUGGGAGAAUAUUAAAGACAAUUAUUCAACUGACCUUUGAGAAAGCUUGUGAUGAACCCAAUUAUAGUCAGAUUUAUGCACAACUCUGUCGGAAGAUGUUGGAGCGCAUUGAUAUGGAUAUUUUUGAUGAGACUAUUAAGAAUGCACAAGGCGAAUGCGUGCGCGGUGCUGCAUUGUUCAGGAAAUAUCUACUUACCAUGUGUCAGGAGAGCUUUGAAAAGGGUUGGAAAAUACCCAAUAAUGAGAAGGGAAUGCCUAACCGGUUUUCUGAUAAAAGACGUGGACUGGGUUUGAUUAGGUUUAUUGGAGAGUUAUUCAAAGUGCACAUGUUGACGGAACGUAUUAUGCAUGACUGUAUAAAGAAAUUAUUAGCUAAUCGUGAAGACCCAGAAGAAGAGGAAGCUGAAUUUCUGUGUGAAUUGCUUAUGAUAAUUGGGAAAGAACUGGAUUAUUUGAGAGCAAAGAGUCAAAUGAACGCUUACUUUAUUCGUAUGGAUAGUAUGAGCAAGAAUACAAAACUCAGCAGUCGUAUAAGGUUUAUGCUUACGGACGUAAUUGAACUCAGAAAGCGGAAUUGGAUACCACGCCAUGAUAAUGAUACUAAUGCACCCAGGACGAUUGGAGAUAUACAACCAAGGUCAGGCAUAUGGGGUUCCUCAUCAAGAUUCGGGCAAGCGUCCGGCAACAGUACUAGAUUGUCCAGAACGAGUGACGACCGCGACAAGGUUGGUAUGCAACACGGCAUGCAACAAAUGUCAGACUGGACUGUUGGCCCCUCAUCGGCCCGUAAAGUGGAUCUCACAAGAUUCGGACAAGUGCGCAGCAACAAAGUGAAUCUCGCUCUGGGUAAUGACCCAAUUGCAAGACUGGCAAGUGGCUCGGAAGGCUGGCGAACUAUCAAAGAGCAUAAUGAGAAGGGGUCUAGCAUGAGCAGCACUCAUACUUAUAAUGUUCUAUCAGGUUAUACUUUGAAAUCUUCAUCAAUCUCUCAGGAAGAAGCUAAGCGAAAGAUCAAAGCCAUGGUUGACGAAUAUUGGUCAGUGAGAGACAAGAAGGAAGUUGCCGUAUGUAUCAAAGAACUUCCUGACAGAUAUUUUGGUGAUGCAAUCCGAGAGUUCAUUGAAUCGGCGCUUGACAAGAAACCAGCCGAUGUUUCGAAUUGUGCUGACCUUCUCAAAGAACUACGGAAGCAAGAUGCAAUAUCUCCAGCAGAUUGCAAGAAAGCGUUUACCAUCAUUAUGGGUAAUUUAGGAGAUAUUGCAGUUGAUGUUCCACAUGCUUAUGCGCAUACUGGACAAUUGUUACACGGCGCCCAGCUAGAAUUACGUGAAGUGAUUACAUUGGUAGGACUGCUAACGGGCAUAGGAGGUAGUGAACCACCCUCGGCAAAGGUUGUGGCAGCGUAUCUAAAUUCAAUAAAAACUUCUAUGGGCGAACUGAUGGUACUUCGUAAAGUCAAAAAUGCCAAUUUUGAUUUCGCUUUGCUCUUCCCUGACGGUAAUAAAGAUGCCGUAAAUAGAUUUUUGGAAAAACAG
Messenger RNA from Paraglomus occultum, 1883 nucleotides. NCBI's taxonomy places the organism in Eukaryota, Fungi, Glomeromycota, Glomeromycetes, Paraglomerales, Paraglomeraceae. The record is from the annotation of a GenBank genome assembly.